AUGCCAUACUUCAUAUAUGACGACGUUGACACUUCUGCCGACGACUCUUCCUCAACGCAUUCCCGAGAAGUCAGUGGCAUUCUUAACCCCGAGGACGCCUAUGCUGGGGACACAGAAGACAUUAUAGAGGAUGGAUACUGGCCUGAAAUUGACGACGAGUGGCUUCCCGACGGCAAACGUUCUUCGACUCCCCAAGGCCGUGACGACGAUGCCGUGACGCUUCAGCCCUGUGACCUCCUGCCCUGGGAAAAUGACGAAAUAGGCCUUGUACAAGAUGAACGAGGAAACACCCUCGGACGGCUGCUAUCUCCCUCUGUGGAUACUUUGGCCAAAUCUCGUGGCUUUACAGUCACAAUACCCGAGAGCACCCUCGUCCACCCCGUCUCCAGUUUCCCUGGCUUCUGCGCACCCGCGCCUGAGAGGAAGGAAAAGAGUGCCGUCGAAGCACUGCUGAAGAACGCCGCCUCGCCGUCCAGUGACGACUUCUUUGAAAUUGAACUCGGUCAAUUCGUUGUCUACAGGCACUCGCUGUCUGAUCGCAACAAGCCUCCCCAUCAACGACAAUACCCGUACGAGAUGCGCCCACUUCAGACACUAUGCACUAAGGACGCCCACAGCACUCUUUAUGCUGACGGGAUACUUUCUUGUGGAGAUGCCAAAUUUUUCGUGCGUGGCAUCGCCUUUGGAGACCUACCUCUAGGUAAUUAUGGUAUGGCCAAGCCGACUGUCGGUGACCGGAUCUGGAUCAGCUCCACGCUCAACCAAAGGAUCGGCAAGAAGAACAUAUACUACAAACUCACGACACCCGCCAAGGAGUAUGCGCGCUAUUAUCAUGGUUUCCUGUGGAUCGCCGACCUGGCCAAGCACGUUGUCGAUUACAUGGCUGUCGCCGGCGACAAGAAGCGUCGCGUAGAAUUUAGACAUUUCAAGUCCCAUUUCCACAGAUGGCUCAUUCAGGCCCAUGGCCGCAACGCCGUGUUCAAUCGAUGGUUGAACCAAUAUGGGAGGACAGACUUUCGCGUGGCCGUCAACGCCUACAGUGACUUCAUUUACAAAGAGGCUCACGGCGUCCUCACCUCCCAGCAGGUCUUUUUUCACACGUUCUGGAAGGAGAUCAAGACCUACACGGCUUAUAAGCCGUAUGGUCUGGUACACAACGACGCGUCUGGCCGUGUUUCAGCCGGUCAAUCCCCCGAGGCCGAGGAGUCCAGGUCUGGUAGGUUUGACGGUGCCUCGCCAUUGCCAGGAAGCAAUCCGAGAGCUCAAGAUGGCAAAAGGAGCAGCACACCUCCACUAACCGUCGUGACCCCCUAUAUCUACGAUUGCUUUGCUCACAUGCCCUUUGGUCAUCUGCUCGAAGAGGUCAAUCUCAGCCAGCAGACAGAAAAGCUUCGAACUGCACUGAUCGAACAGCAACAUCUUCAGCCAGGCAAUCACAUGCUCCAUUCGGCCAGGCACCUCGACACGACAAAGGUUGUUCGAGCCAAAGGACUGCAACGCGCAGUAUGUGUGGGCGAUGUAAUCUCGACGCCACGCGACGAAGGCCUAGACUCAAAAUGGAAGCGUGAGGUGGCCGCGGGGUUUGACGACGUCGACCGCUGGCUUGGCCUUGUGCAGAGAAUACACGUCAGCAAAGCUGGUACACGCUCAUUCGACGUAAUUUGGAUAUAUCGCCCCGUCGACACUAUUUGCGGGCAGAUGAAGUACCCCUGGGACAACGAGCUAUUCCUCUCUGACCAUUGCUCUUGCUACGAUAAGCACGACAAAAUCGAGGAGGGAGAGGUUCUAGAGAUUCAUACGAUACAAUGGGGUGGCUCGCCGACCUCCGCCGUCUUGUUUUGCAGACAGACUUACCUGCACGAGGAGCAUCGGUGGAUCACGUUAAAGGAGGAGCAUAAGACCUGCUCUCAUCGUGCACCACGGGUCGUCGACCCUGACAACUAUCGCGUGGGAGAGACAGUGCUCGCUCUCCUCGACCCGUCCGGCAAGCGACUUGAGCCGUGUGAGCUUGUCACGGCACCGAGAAAGCCGGGCGUAAAAAUUCAGCUUCGUAAACUAUUGCGAAGAAUAGAGGUCGACCCAUACAGCCAAGCACGCCCAAACGAGCUCGUCUACUCGGACGAAAUGUACAGCGUUCUGCUGGCAGCAGUCUACGGCCGUUGCCUCGUACGUUAUUACGGCCCAGGUGAGGCUGUACAGACGCCCUACGAUCGAGACGGUGUGGGCAACGCCUUUUAUAUAUCCACCUACUUGCAAAAUACGUCGGGGACGAAGACGUGCGAGCCCUUCAGCCGUGAGCGACCGUUUCCAAAGACGUUCAGGCAAGGCAUGGAUCCUUCGGAGGGUUUCACCAAGCUGGAAGGAUUCGACCUGUUCUGUGGUGGUGGUAACUUUGGGAGAGGACUCGAGGAGUCAGGCGCCAUAGAGAUGCGGUGGGCCAACGACAUUAACAUGCGGGCAGUCCAUACAUACAUGGCGAACCUCGACGAUCCCAGCCGCGUGAGCCCAUUCGCAGGCUCCAUCGACGAUCUGACGACCCCCAACCAGCGGAAGAACCAGUCACUCGUCGCGGCAUUCGCCUCCUUCAUCGACAUCUACCGGCCGAAGUACGGGCUCCUCGAGAACGUCGUCGAGAUGAUUCAGGGGCGCAAGACACGCGAGGAAGAUGUCUUCUGCCAGCUCAUAUGUGCCAUUGUCGGAAUGGGCUACCAGACGCACUUCUUUCUGCUCGACGCCUGGACCUUUGGCUCUCCGCAGAGUCGCAGCCGCAUUUUCUUCGCCUUUGCCGCGCCGGGCUUGCGCCUACCCGAGGUGCCCAUGCAGUCGCAUCUGCCCCUGGCGAUGCGCUCACGGUCCCUGGGACUGCUGUCCAACGGCGAGCCGAUGCUCCGCAAGACCUUCAUGCCGACGGCCUUCGCCUCCGUCACGGCGAGGCAGGCGCUCACCGACCUGCCUGACAUUGCCGACGCCAAGGCAGACUGCUGCAUCCCGUUUCCGGACCACCGGCAGAGCAUCGGCGUCACGCGGCUCCUCCGUCCACAGCUCAGCUGCAUGCCCACCCGACCGUGGGGUCUCAACCUCAGCACGGCAUACAACAAGGGCCACGGGCCCAUUACGGCGGCGGAGAUGAGCCUGUACCCGCAGGCGAAACGCCAGGGACCGUCGUCCAAGGCGUUUGGCCGUCUCCACCCGGACAAGCUCAUGGGCACCAUCACAACGACGCCGAGCCCCAGCGACGGGUACGGCCGGGCCGUGCUGCACUGGGAGCAGAACCGCAUCCUGACCGUCAUGGAGGCGCGACGAGCGCAAGGGUUCCGCGACCACGAGGUCAUACUGGGCACGCCGGCCGAGCAGUGGAAGACUGUCGGCAACAGCGUCGCGAGGGAGGUGUCGAUAGCGUUGGGCCUCUCGUUCCGCGCGGCGUGGCUCGGGUCCCUGAUCAAAGGUGACGAGCACCUGCCACUGCCGAGGCACAUUGUGCGCCAGCCGAGAAUGAGAGGCGUCGAGGUAGAACAGGCCAAAACACAACGACAGCAGCCGCAAGCCGACGCCGAGACGACGCUGGUUCGGCGCAAGAGGGGAGACACGCCCGAUACACCCCUCCUCCCCCCCGUCGUCGAGCGGUCUACCGUAACGGAUGUCUCGCACAGCUACCCGACGCCAGGGAAACACGGCGCCAUGCGCAGGGUCAUCACCCCGCGGAGGACGAGCAGCAGACGCUCAUCCCCCACGGUCGCGCACGGCAUGACAGCGUACGACCCGCACGACGAAUCCAUCUUCGGCUCAGAGACAGUCCUGCCGAUCCGCAAGCCUCGCGGGAACAACGAGCGCGCAACAGACUGGCGCGGCCGCCGUGCUGUUGACGAGACGUACGCACCGUCUUCGGACUAUGAGUCCGAGAGAACGACGACAACGUCUCAGGAUCCCGAGGUGUGGACGCCCGAGCCGUCACGCGACUUGUCAACCACGCCCGCGACGUCCGUGGAGGGAGAUCCUCGUGUGGAUUCAGCUGCGUCGGCGCGGACGAGGCCGGCCAAUUCGGUUAUUUUCAAGUUAUUCGCGAGCAAACGUAAGACGGCGGGAGAGGACAAGCGAGAAGCAAAGAGGACAUGUCUGCCCUAG
Molecule: messenger RNA, 4122 nt
Organism: Verticillium alfalfae VaMs.102
Lineage: Eukaryota; Fungi; Ascomycota; Sordariomycetes; Glomerellales; Plectosphaerellaceae
Product: DNA methyltransferase Dim-2
Exons: 3
Coding region: 1-4122 (1373 amino acids)
Cellular component (GO): nucleus
Molecular function (GO): chromatin binding; methyltransferase activity
Source: RefSeq, a predicted model, not a curated record